Penicillium soppii is the source of this 636-nucleotide messenger RNA. RefSeq lists its product as uncharacterized. Lineage: Eukaryota; Fungi; Ascomycota; Eurotiomycetes; Eurotiales; Aspergillaceae. The coding region runs from base 1 to 636 and encodes 211 amino acids. The record is from RefSeq and is a predicted model, not a curated record. The transcript is spliced from 2 exons.
AUGCCGCUCUCUGCACUCAGUCAGAAAACACAUGGUAAUCGACCACGAUUGCAAGCGAACUUGAUUGGCGAGAUGAGCAUAUCUGAAGCUCGAAAAGCAAAAUAUGGGGACAUUCACGAUCUCCAAGAAUAUCGAUACUCUCACUUCUACCGUUGCUACCAAGGGUUGCCUGGUUACUCGCGCAAACUUCUUGAUGUAGAAGAAGAACUCCGUGAAGUGGUUCAAGAAGAGAUAUCUAUCAAAGAGGGAAUCAAUACCCUGACCAAAGGCGCUAAAGAACGACUUCGUGUCUUGGACGCGAGAUACUUCCUCCUUAAGCAAAGACAAGAGCAUUUGAUCUAUGGCGGUCACAUCCUAGAUGGUAUAUGCACAAAGCCCUUGUGGACGAUUGUGCUGGUCGAGAAGGGUGCUGUGCCCGCAGGUGUGGCUGCUGUUUCAACCGCAACAUUGACUAUACACGCAAGCUUGGAGUUGGACAUUGUACUCUUCAAUGUGCAUGUUGUCGAAGAGCACGAAGUGGCUUUGAUAUUUCUGAGAAGGACAGGAAAGCGCUGCGAAAAGAAUUUAGUAGUGAAACGAAGAGUCGUCGCUCGUACUGGUUCAAGCGAGUCUCAAUUUGGGGCUUGUCGAUGGUAG